AUGGAGGAAAUUUACUAAGGCUAAGAAAUCUAUGAAGAUGAAGAUAGGGAUGUUAUACAAGAAGCCAUAAAGGCAAAGAAAGAGAAAUUUAGGAUAUAGAUUAGGUAAUCUAAGAAUAAACAGCUGAUAUAGCAAAAGAGAAUGAAAUUAUUAAAUGGUUAGUAGCAUUAACCAAAAAAUUAUUAUGAAGUAGAUAAAUAAGAUAAUCAAGGAUUUAAAAAUAACAAUAAAGAAUAUGAAAUUUAACUAUCACUAUUAAAGGAAAAUAUCAAAAUUUUGCUUUCGCUCAAUUAGCAUUCAAAACAAUAAGCCCAAGUAGCUGUUGAUAGUUUGAUAGCUUAUUUAUUAGAUGGAUCUUAUAACUAAGAUAUUGAAUAGCUAACACAAAUAUCAAGUACAAUAUAAUAUUUAAUAGUCUUAGGAUAAUAGCCAAAUUGUGAUUUUAAUGACUAAGAGCUUGCUAAAAGUGCAUUAGCUCUUCUCCUUAAUAUUACAUAUUAUUGCGAUUAACAGCAAAUGAAAUACUUUUCUAAUUAAGACAUUAUGAAUUCCUUACUUUAGCUAUUAUACUCAGAAAGCAUGCAGAUAAGAGAAUAUUGUUUAACAACAAUUAACAAUAUUAUCCAAGAAGAUGUAGAUAAUAUCAAGUUUCUAAUGGAAAGAUUUAUUGCACAAGAAAUUAUAAGCCUUGUUACUACAUAUCCAAUCUCAAAUGAAAUUGUUUUAGAUCUUUCUUCAAUAAUAAAAUAAAUUGUCAUUCAAAGCAGUAUUGUAUAUUCUGAGGCCACUGAAUUUUUAAUCCCUAUUGAUGAGUUAAUUGAGAUUCAUUUGUCUUCAUAAUUAAAUGAAGAAUCAGAUAACACAGCUUUAAAUAAUUUAUUAGAAAGUAUUUAUACUAUUUUGAACAAAGAAGAUUCUGAAGAUAUUUAUGAGAAUUUCGUUUUAGAAUAUUAAAGAUUAUUAGCAAAUAUGAUUGAAAUAGUUAAACAGAUAUAGUUAAAUUAAAAAUUUAAUAGCAUUGCUAUUAAUAUAUCAUAAAUAUUUGGCUUACUUUUAUCAGGAAACAUCAAAACUACAUAAAUUUUAGUGCAAAAUGAUAUUUUUGAGUCUUUAAAAAUAUUAAUCAAGCAUCCAAAAAAAGAGGUUAGAUCAGAAUCUAUGUGGGCUGUUUCAAAUUUAUUUGUUUUUUCUAAUGUUGAAGGGCUAAAAGAGUAUUUAAGUGAUUUAAUUUUCUGGGAAUCUAUUUUAGAUUCUGCUUUCUAAGAUCAUAAAAGUGUAAGAAAAUGGGCUUACGUUUCUAUAUUAAAUGCAUUAAUAAUAAACGACAUAGAGUUCAUAGAAAUUAUUUUGGAAAGAUUUCCUGAAUCAGAUUUAAUAAAAUUUAUAUUUGAAAAAAUUGAAGAUAAAGAUUAUCAAAAUGUUUUGGUAUCUUUACUUGAAGCAGUUAAAUCUUUAAUAAGUUAUGGUGAAUAUUGUUAAAAUUAAAACAAUUACGAAGAAAACCACAUAUUAUCUCUUAUAUAAAGAAUUAACUCAAAACAAAUUAUUUAGUAGAUUCAAAAUAACCCAGAUAACGACUUGUAUAGUGUUUCUUCAUAUUUGCUGGAUAAAAUUUAAUGA
This is a messenger RNA of Tetrahymena thermophila SB210, 1620 nucleotides long. RefSeq names its product armadillo/beta-catenin repeat protein. NCBI's taxonomy places the organism in Eukaryota, Ciliophora, Oligohymenophorea, Hymenostomatida, Tetrahymenidae. The transcript has 6 exons. The record is from RefSeq and is a predicted model, not a curated record.